Passer montanus (Eurasian tree sparrow) is the source of this 8899-nucleotide messenger RNA. It is a transcript of the gene RHOJ, whose product is annotated as ras homolog family member J. NCBI's taxonomy places the organism in Eukaryota, Metazoa, Chordata, Aves, Passeriformes, Passeridae. Gene Ontology annotation, molecular function: GTP binding; GTPase activity. The record is from RefSeq and is a predicted model, not a curated record. Gene Ontology annotation, biological process: small GTPase-mediated signal transduction. The transcript is spliced from 5 exons. The coding region runs from base 731 to 1375 and encodes 214 amino acids.
UCCCAAAUCCUCCUCGCCAGGGACGGCAGCCUGGAGAGCAGCUGGAUGGAGCAGAGAGCCUAAAAAACUUCAUUCUGCAGGGGGACCUCUAGUGUUUUCCUUUCUCCAUGUCCUGGCAGAGUUCCUCCAAAGUACAAAUACACACAGAGCUCCCAUUGUUUGCAGCCCUUCACAAGCCCACUGAUCCUAAUAUGGAAUUCAGCAGGAAACCCAUGAUUUCCUGACACACAGCAAGCUGGAGAAAGAAAGGAAAAACUCCAUUUAAAACCUCCAGACUCUCCUCCAUGUAGAAAUGCAAUGGAAAAUGGAGUGGAUUUAACAGGAAUGCCUGGUUCCUGCGGCCAGGCUGGAGGAAGGGAGACGCGGAUCGAAGCCGCAGGCUGCUGAUAUUUUCUGAAGUCGCAAUAAAGACUGGGAACGGCCGGGCAGGAUGAGGAUUUCCUGACUGGGACAAACGAAAAAGGACAGAUCUCUCUCUUUUUCUGCUAUUCCUCUCUGUGUGUUUAAUUUAUUCACCUCGAUGAUCCUCUUGACUGAUCUGGUAACUGUUAGAAGCGGCUGUGACAGCCUGGAAACAUUAGUAUGAUUUCCUGAGCUUGAGAUUUGCUGCUCCCCCCCCCAACCCCCCUCCUUCUCCAAACUCAGGAAAAGUCAAUACAAUCGCACUUCAUUUUUCCUUCAUGUGCACUUGGAAGUCCUGGGAGCAGCCAGAGCAGCGGCAGCAGCAAGAAUGAACUGCAAGGAGGAAAAUGACAACUGCACUGACGGGAGCAGGAGCAACACCAAGAAGAUGCUGAAAUGCGUGGUGGUUGGGGAUGGUGCUGUUGGGAAAACCUGUUUGCUGAUGAGCUAUGCCAAUGAUGCCUUCCCAGAGGAGUACGUCCCCACUGUGUUUGACCACUAUGCAGUAACCGUGACUGUGGGAGGACAACAACAUUUGCUGGGGCUUUAUGACACUGCAGGACAGGAGGAUUACAACCAGCUGAGACCCCUGUCCUACCCCAACACAGACGUGUUCCUGAUCUGCUUCUCCGUGGUGAAUCCUGCCUCCUACCACAACGUGCAGGAGGAGUGGGUGCCUGAGCUGAAAGUCUGCAUGCCCAACGUGCCUUAUGUCCUCAUAGGAACACAGAUUGACCUCCGGGAUGAUCCCAAAACUUUGGCGCGGCUGCUUUACAUGAAGGAGAAACCACUCACCUAUGAGCACGGAGUGAAGCUGGCAAAGGAGAUCGGAGCCCAGUGCUAUCUGGAGUGCUCAGCACUCACACAGAAAGGCCUUAAGACUGUCUUUGACGAAGCAAUCAUGACCAUUUUCCACCCCAAGAAGAAGAAGAAGCGCUGUGCAAAGUGCCACAGGUGCUGCACCCUUGUGUGACGUCCCCUGGGAAGCAGAGCCAGCUGAGUUCAGUGAAACCAAGCAGGUUAGAAAGGCAAUGAAGGUCACACACAACUGAAAAGGGGAGCAUGACCAGAAAAGGGUCCUUCUUACCCAAAUAUAGGAGCUCUCCAUGCUGUGAAACCUCCAAGUUGUAUCACCCUUGGCCAACUCCUGUCUCUGUGCUUUCCUAACCCUCCAGAGCUGUUUUGCAGCCUGUUCCCACUGCUGCAGACUGCACCAACAGAAACCAGGAUGCCUGCUUGGCUCCUCACCUUGGGAAUAAGGUGAAGGUGGCUUGGGACAAAACAAAGAGCUAAAGACAGCAAAAGAAACAGGAGAAACUCCUUUUGUGGCCUUAAGUAAGAAUUGAUCCAAAUUAGGAAUUUGCAGUCCUUAGGAAUUGAAUCUGAAUUGACUGAAAACACAUGGAGAUCUGUAGAAAUCUAAUAUGUAAGAUAUACACUAUAGGUAGGAAUGUACUUUAAAAUUGCUUUUCUUUUAUAAGACUUGCUAGUUCAGGAGAUACUUUAGUUUGUUCAAACCACAUGGAAGCAAAGGUGGAGUGAUUCCAGUUUAUUUUCACUUAAUGGUGAAACUUCACAGCAUCAGGAUGUUGCUGCACCCAAGCUAUCAAAAUGGAUCAACAUUUACCUCCAGACUCAAGGAAUGUUCUUACAACUGAAAAAAAAAAUGCAAAUAACUGUAUUUUUACAAAAGAAUGUUCAGGCUGAGCCAUGUUUCCUUAAGCUGGGAAAGAAACUACAGAAUUGUAGCAUUAAUGUACUGAAACAAAGAAAUUCUGCCACCAAAGAAUGUUGCCCUAGACAUGAAAUAGCAGCACGGAACAAUCUCUCUUCCAACUGAGAACAAGAACGAGACAUAUUGCCAUGGCAACUGAGAAUUUACCUUACAGAUCAGCUGGAUUUCUACAUCUCACCCAACAGCCAAUAAUAGAAAAAAAAGCCAAAGGUCAUACUGACUUUAAGUGCUUUGAGGUGAUCCAAUUGCCUUAAAAUUAUCCUUUUUUUAUGAAGUAUUUCUGUAAAAAACCUCAUCAAAGUGGAGUUGUGAACUUGUUGACUUUUUGUAGCCUCCGCCCUCCCAUUCAUUUCUUCUCUCUAUGCUCCCAUUUUUCCAUCUCCACAGGGAGCUCUGUUCCACAGCCCUCAGGAGUGGACUUUUCCACGAGUGGCAGCUGAUGGGCUGCAGCCAAAAGCAUGGAGAUGGGACGUCCACAGGGGAAGGGAAGCUCCUGUGACCUCCCCUUCCUGCUGGGGAAAUUGUGCCUUGUCACUAAAGCAUGUCCCAGGACCCUGCAGUUUGCACAUGGCAGCAGACAGACACUCAGAGGUGAACUCAAGGGUGUCUUGUUACUUGCAGCUGCCUCUGGGUACCCAGGCAGUGCCACAAGACUGUCUUGUCCUGGAUUUCAGUCCCCAAGCAGGAAACGCCAGCACCAGCACACACAGAUUUGAAGAAGUAACUCCUUGCAGAAGCUGUGUCUGUAGCCAGCAUGUCCAGGAGUGCCAGGAGGGAGCAAGUGACAGCAGUGGGACAACAGUGCCAGCCUGGGGGCACAGGCCCUGCUCCCCUCUGCACCCCAUCCCAGGAGACUGGCAGCCCUCUCCCCUUGGGAAUCACAGUGCCCUGACUGAGAACUCUCCUGUCACCAGACAAACCAGGCAACUCCAGACCUGGUGUUGGCCAGAGUGACUGCAACAGGACCAUGGGAAUGGCACCCAGGGCACGUGGAAGGGACAAGCUUGGUGCAGUGCCCAGUCCUGCAUCAGGACCAGGCUCAUGGAUCUGAGCUCCUCCUUCAGCACUAAUUUCAUACAAUUGUAGGAUGGUUUGGGUUGGAAGGGACCUCAAAGAUCAUCUAAUUCCAACCCCAGUUUACUGUGGACAGCUACAGAAACCAGCUCUGACACCCCACAACAUUUCCAGGUAGAAAUCAACAAUUCUCUCUGACCAAAGCCAUCAGACUCGAGGCAAAUGCUUUGCUCUUAUUUUUACCCAGUGCCUUCCACUCACCAUCCUUUUCCUCUUGCACACAAACAUGGAUGAAACACAGUUGAGCCAUACCUGAGACAGAUAAGUUCCCCUCAUUUCUGGUGACUUUUUGUGCAUAUUUUCUGUUUGCUUUAUUAUGUCCCAGGUAUUUACUUCAGAGGGCCUGGCUGCUAAAACCCAGCUCAGAGUGAGGUGCAGGGGUCCAUGACGUGCCACAGAGUUUGUGUCCAUCCCCAGUGAGUGUUUACCUUAACAGGACACUUUCAGCUGAAUUAUAAUGUGUAAAAAUAUAUUAGAGGGAUAUGAGGACAACUAGGCAUGGAUUAAAUAAAUUAAUAUUUAGGCUUACAACAUGACUAGAAAUCCACUGAAACAACAACAAAAAGGCCUUGAACAGAUUUCAGGGGAAUUAUAUCUGCACUGCGCUGCCUUUUACUUCAGUGGAAAUUAAUUAGGAUGAUUGUUUUAGCCCGUGUAGGUGGCUGGAGAGUGAUGUGUGAGUCUCUGGUGGAAGAAGGUGAAGUCUGGUUUAGCUGAAGCACAAUGCAAGGACUCAGGCUGGAGCUGCCUGGUUUUCUUAGCGCUUAAAAAAAAGUGGAAAUAGAGGAAAUAGAAAAUCCGGAGUGAUGGCUGAGCUCAUCCUAAUGAGCACACUGGAAAAGUGAAAUGGAGCAGCCUGGCAUGCAGCAGGGAAUGCCACAAAUAAUCAGAUUAUUUUUUUGCCUGCCACAGAGUACCAGGAGUGAUUGUUAAUCUUAAUGGAAUGGCAUAGGAUCGGCAGUAAAAUCAAAAUCAAGUGUAACACUGAUGUAACUGCAGUGGUUUGAGGGAAACAAACUACAAAACAUAUGGUGAUGGAGAAACUAAAAUGCUGCUGCUCUAAUGUGUUAAACUGCAGCAUCCUGAACAAAUCUUUGCAUAGAGAAAGCAGAUAGAAAAGUGUUAAUGUACGUACAAAAAAAUGUUAGGGCUAAGCAGGCGUUUCUUUGCACUUGCAAAAUGGAACAUGUCAAGCUUGUGAGGCAGUAAAAUUUCAAGUUUUUCAAACUGAUUUUAACCAGAAUUUGAAUUCCGGAACCUGCAAGAGAGGGACAGUGAUCACAAUCCACUGAGAAAUGGCCUCUGCACUCCAUUUAUUUUAAUUUUUCUUCCAGCAGAAAUAAAUGUUUUUUGAAAAGCCAUGUUUAAUGCAGGUCCCAUAAAUAUUAUCCCUGUGUUAGGUUACGUACACACACCUGUCCAUGAAAUGUAGCAAUUUCUCAAGGAUCUGCCCUGUUACAUUAUUUUUUUGGGGGAGGCAGGGACAGCACAGGCCAAGAGGUUUUAGAAAGGGAUUGUAGGCAGAUGUAAGGAGAGUCAUUGACUAUCUGGCAAGUCAUACCUAAUGCCUUUUUUAAAAGCAGCAGAUGGUGUGUGAACAGGCACUAAAGCUUAUUUUCAGAAAAACCACAACACCAGACAUAGUGCAAGUGCAGGCAUAAGGCCACAGAUAUAAACUUCAAGUUAUUUUUCAAGCACCAUUAGUAAUAAGGAAAGAAAAUCAAUAAAGGACUGCCAGGUGAAAGGAGAUGGGUUUACUCACUGUGAGAUGAGCUAGAAAUCAGAUCCCAAUUUCACCUUAAAAGGAACACUGUUAAGGAGAGUCAUAAAGGUUAGAAACCAUCCCUGGAACUUAUUUGACAAUGUCCCCUUAAUGCAGCUGAUGUCAAAGCCUUUCUUGACAGAGCUGCCUUUGCUAAUAGUCUGCUGUCAUUUCAGAAGCACUCACAACUUACAGGAAACUUGCUGGAUCCUGUAAAACUCAUCUCCUUUGGCCUCUUCUGGAACCUUGCAGUUCUACCAAGAGUUCUUAACCUGAAGCUGCAGUUUGCAACAGAGUUCCCAAAGUAUUUUCCUGCAAACCCCUGCAAGGAGAUAUUAGAGGUAUUUGAGAGAGAUCUCAAUUCAUCAGAGAGUUGUCAUCACAUUAAAACCACCCACAGAUGCCUCUGCCCUUCAGAGCCCUGUGAAAACAACAGGACAGUGGAACUGGGACAGUCCUGCCACUUCCAGCAUGACUUGAAGGAGGUACCACAAAAACUCACAGACACCUUGUCCUGUGCCUCCCAGAGCUCUGAAAAGUUGGGGAGAAGGCAGAAACAAGGCUCUAACCCCACUCAGGUCCAUUCUCAUUUGUUCAACUGGAUAUACACCCUGUGUAGGUAGGUACCAAAUUCACCCCAAGUCCAGUACGACAAUCUAAACAAUCAUUUCUACAGCCGAUGUUGAUAUUUGUCACCUUUUUUCUCUUUUGAAGCCCUCAAAACAUUCAAAAUGGACACAAAAUUAAAUAGCAAAAAUACAGCACUGCAUCUUAAUAUGACAUAAAGUUAUUCCAAAUACUUUUAUUAAAGGGACAGAUUUUGGCAGUCCUCCUCAUACUGAAGAGAAUCUCUCUUCACAAGGAACUGUCUCCAAGUUGUUCAUGUCUCAUUCCAUCGCACUGGCACUGCUCAGGUCGUGAGGGAGGCUGGUUGGUGAUCUGUCCUUGCAGUUUAAUUACCAGAGCUAGCUGCUAGAGCUAGCUGCUCUAGUGGUGGUGGCCUGUGUUCCUUUGAAUCCCUUCAGGAAUGGUGACUCAAUCAUUUCCCUGGGCAGCCUAUCUCUCCCUUUAAUUCAUAUAUGAAUUAUGCCCAUCUGCUUUUAUACCUUGCUUAGAGCCCGUGACUUUUUCCUGUACAUUUUUCCCCCAAGUAGCAAAUGCCUCUUGACUCACCAUACAGAAACCUCAUCUGGAUUAAAAAUAAUCUGCAGUGGCAUCAAUCUGUCUCAGGCCAGGAUUGUUUAAAAGCACAUUUUUCUUCUCCCACAAAGCAAUCCAUAUGCUCAUGUUGGCCCAGGGACCAUUUAUUAAACAAAGAGGGAGAAUGUAGGAAUGUGGCUGCACAUGCCUUUCUCCAUUUAUUUUCUUUUUCCCUGAGGAGGACCUGUAAUGUUGUUUUAUCCUACAUUAAAAAAGGAAAAUCUGGAAAUAACAGAACAUUUUGUUGGUUCACAACUCUAUAGGACUGGAGGAGCAUCUGCUGUGACAGGAGGUGAGCAUGGAGUGACCUACGUCAGAUAACUUCUAGUCACAUUUGAGCUCUUUGCAAAAAUGAAGACAAAUUUCCACUAUGAAUGUUUAUUUUCCUCCUCGUGAAUAAAGACCAUCUGAAAGCAGGAAAAAGCCUCCCACUGAUUUCGGUAGUGGCUUGUGAUCUCAGCUGUCUUCACCUAUCAAAACAAAACAGGAAUAGAAAUAUUUUUGCAUCAAAAAGUCAGGACAAAAUCACCAAGUCAUGAAUGCAACAGAAUCACUUCUGCUUCGGGGGAGAGCUGCAAAAUCAGGGCCUAGAGCCACAAUUAGUCAGUUUGAUCCUAAACCAUAAAUUUCAUUUUAAGAUGUUAAGGGGACGCCCAUAACUAGAACAGCAACAACAAAAAAAUCUUCAAAUUCUCUUUUCUUUGUUUCAGUUAAAUCUUUCAGAAACAUGGGAACAAAACUCUGUUCUCUUGGGCAUUUCCAGGAGCCACACCAUAAGAGCAAAAAGAGUCAGAAGCUCAUUGUAAGAGGAGAAUUAGUUCAGAAACCCAGAGCAACAAGCAAACAAUCAUGUGAAUUGCUGUCAGUGGUGAAAAAUCUCUUCAACUUUGAAAAUAUGGAUCCCCAUCCCUUUUCAGAUUGUACAGACCAUAAUGCAGUGUUUGGCUGCUUCCAGCUAUAAUGGUAGGGUGGGAUUUUCAAAGAUGCUCUAUGUUGGCUUCAUUUCAAUUCUCAUGAAGGCAAUGGAAAAUUUCAAUGGGGUUUUCCACAUGACUAAUGUGGAAAAUGUUUGAGUCUUUAUGUUUCCUCCUUUUCUGACCUUUUAUUUUGGCUGACCAAGCUUUGAGCACACAGAUACACUGAGCCAGGUCCAAGAAUCCUUUAUACCUUCUAGCUGCUGGUUAAGGACCCCUGAAAGGAGUUGGGGCAUCCAAAAACUUUGCUGAUCUCACCUUUGGAGGCUGGAUCUGAAACAUUUCAGUUCAACCACUACUGAGCUGAAGAUGAAAGUUACAUUUUAUUAAAAGUGUAAUAUUCAAGACAUAUGGUUAUCUUUGCUUAAAGACCCUAAACUCAUUGCUGUCACUUAAUUUCAUCUCAUGCCAUUCAGGACACCAGGUUUGAUGUGGUUUUGGUGAAGAUCAUUUUGAGCUCCACUGAUAUCAACUCUGGUGAAUUUUAACUUUGAUUGGAAGCUAAUGAAUUCAGAGUAAACAGUUGUCACCAGUCUACAGUUUCCAGAUCUUCCAACACAACAUUUGUUUGUAUUGAUAACAUGCAGAAAAAUUUCUCUGAUGUCCGUCAAAGUAGUUUGUGGGUAAAUCAUAUCCAGUGUGGCCAUCAUGCUGUCCUUCUCCAGUAUUUUUCCCCUAAAUAGGCAGCUGCUCUAACUGCAUCACAGACCUGGCAGGCACUGAACUGCCCUGUCAGCAUGGAGCAAAUGAUCCCAAACUCUCCCCAAGCUUGUAAAUAUUAAUUUACUAGUAAGCAAUAACAAAAAGUUAUGUGAGAGGGGAAAGACACUGGCAAAGCCUUCUCCACUCACGAGCAGAAGUGACCCAAGCCCAGGGUGCCAGGUGGGAAAUGCUACAGUGGUGGACAUGGUGUGGUGGCCCUGAUGCCCAAAAAACAUGGAUUGAGGCUGGUGAAUGGGCUGGGAAGUGCCUCUGUGGAGUCAUACCUGGGGCUCAGCAGCACCUUGAGACUGGGAGGACUCAAAGAAGGCUUCAGAGGGGAGCAGGGAGAUGGAGUGUGAGGACAACUGAAUCCAGUUUAAUGUGUCAUGAUGUUGAUGCACUUCUACAAAUGCAAAAAUUUCACUGCACAGAGAUUCUCUGCUCCCCUGAGAACAAAAAGACAAGGACACUUCAAUCCAUUAUUUUUGUGCUUACUUAACAGUAAUACUUAAAAUUAUUCCUUAAUAAAUGCUCAAAACUAACAGUUCAACAAGUUAUUCAGAUUGAGUUUGUGAAGCAGAUGUAAUGACCUCAACACAGAUCAGGACCUAACUCAUCACCAGUCAGGUCUCAGCCAGUUAGGAGAAAGAGGCACCUACUUGAUGUGAGCAACUGAAUUUUUCUCUCCUAAAAGUUGCUGUGUGCAAUAUUGCUGGAAUAUGGGGCUGGUGAAACCAAAGGAUGGGCACUAAAACAGUAUGUCUGAUUUUUGUGUGGUAUAGCUUUUUUCCAAAGAUUAACCAAAUCUUCAGAAUUCAAAGCAAAACAAUUUCAAACCAAGGAAGUUCAGUUUUCAAGCAAAUGCAUUCUGCAUAGUUUAAAAUUCAUGUAAACGUUAUUAAUUUCCUAUUUAGAGCACAUAAUUCUGUACUCUUUUGUUUAUCAUCUUUUAAACAUGUAAUUACUGUAUAUUGUAAUGCACAUUAAUAUCAUUUAUUGUACAUAGUUUAUUUUAACAAAAUAAAUGUAUUUCAAAGUAUUUUGACAGCA